Cuscuta europaea is the source of this 2348-nucleotide messenger RNA. The record is from the annotation of a GenBank genome assembly. Lineage: Eukaryota; Viridiplantae; Streptophyta; Magnoliopsida; Solanales; Convolvulaceae.
CACAAGCGGUUCUGAUUUCUUGCCCUUCGAUUCUCACCAGCGCCAAAACAACUCAAUUCUUGAAUAUAUUGUUAUUAUAUUUCGACCCGGCAGGCGGCAACUUCCCAAGAAUCGUUAUUGUCAUCAAACCACACAAGAAACUGAAAAGCAAUAUUAUGGUCUGGGGCCUAUUUCCUGUUGACCCACUCCCAGGUGAACAUAAAUACUAUUUCAUCAAUAAAGGAACAUAUAGAGUUGGUCGGAAAGGAUGUGAUAUAAUUGUCAACAAAGAUAAAGGAGUUUCAAGGAUCCAUGCAGAAAUCAUGAUAGAAGAGAUGAUAUAUUUGGACAAACUGCAGAAGCUUUCGGAUGUAGUUUCGAAGGUUCGGAUAAGAGACUGUUCAAAGUAUGGAACCUUCCUCGACAACAACCUUACUUCAAAGGUGAAGGUUCAUGAACUUCCAAAUAAAGAAACAAUCCUUAAGGAUGGGGACCGUGUUUCAUUUGGUACUGGCAGUGCAAUAUAUAGGUUUUCUUUUGUUCCCCUUGUAUUUUUCAUUUGCUCAUCAGACAAUUCUAAAGCGAGUCAAGUUAUUACAAAGAACUUAUCAUCCAUAGGGGCCGGUGUAACCAGAAAAUGGAGUUCAAUUUGCUCACAUGUACUUGUUGAGGGCUCCAUUGCAUUCAAAGAAGGAUUAAUAGAUGCUAUUGUUGCCAGGAAACCCUUUGUCAAAUCUAGCUGGGUUGAGUUGGUUGCAGGAAAUAAUAUUGUAACUGACAUUCCCAGCUACAAUGCGCAUGUUCCAACCUUGAUGCUCGAAGGAGCACCGGUUGAAGUUGCUGUCCCCGAAGCUCGAGAACAUUGUUUGAAAGCAUACACAUUUAUACUGGGUGUAACUAACACGUAUAAACUGAAAGAUAGAUUGCAGUCAUUAUUGGAAGUAAGCGGUGCAAAAGUUUCUUCUAUGGAAACUUUCUGCCCCAAUAGCCAGGUCGUGAAGGAGGACGGAAAUGACAAAACCAUACUAGUAAUUCCAGAAAUAUCAACAAACUUCCAAUGCUUUCGUGAUAGUUCUUUGUCCAGGGUAAAUGAGAUGGAUUUAGUUGCUGCUGCUUUAUCUGGACAUCUGGACCCUUCUUUGAUCAUUUCUCCACCAGUGAAAGUCACAUCUUCGUGCUCCACGGAGGAGACUGUCGUAGCAGAUUCAGAGGCAGAAACAGAAUGUAGCACUGAAUCAGUUCGUGGUGCUGUUCCAUUAUGUGUACUAGACUCUGAUGAUGAAGGCGACAAGGAAACAACAGCCAUACAUGUUAUUGAAUCUCCGGAAAAUUAUAUCAAAGAUGAGCAUUCUAUGCCAUUUAUCAAGCCAAUAGAAGAUGAUCAAAAGAGGGGUACUAGUUAUGUCACAUCAAAAUCAAUCAAAGAUGAGGACUCUAUGCCAUUUAUCAAGCCAAUAGAAGAUGAUCAAAAGAGGGGUACUAGUUAUGUCACAGCAAAAUCAACCAAACAUGAUGAAGAUCAUGAAAUUCCAGAAAACAAUUCUUCUGCUGAUAAGUCAGGAGAGGGUUGCAGCAAGAUGUCAGGAGUCAAAACUGGUAGUAAAAUGUCAACAAGACUUAAAAUUGACAACUCCGAGAGUGGAAAUUCAGAUAUUAUAUUCAGCCAAGAUUUGAUUAUUCGAGAAUGUAACUUAACAGCUAAAGUGACAUCUGCUACAAAUGUUGGAGUUGCAAAUUUUAAACGCUUCAGAAAGACACAAGUACCAUCUGGAAAUAGCUAUAGCAGCCUGAUUCCAUACGCAAAGCACCCAUACAGAGAAUCUGACUACAAUAACGAUGAAGUAGUUGAAUCUAUAAAAGAGGAGAAGAAGAGAAAACAAACGGAGGCUAGGGCAGAAGACCUGUUCAAUGAGAAGAAGGAUAAGCGUCGGGGGGUGGCGGGUUCUCUUCUUGGAGUUUUAACUCGUGGUUAACUAAGAUCUGCUUUUGGUUAUCAACUUGGUUGUGGCAGGAUUUUACAGAUUAGAUUCAAAAUAUGCUGCCGAUGAUUAGUGGAUUCAAAAUAUGCUGCUGAUGAUUGGUGGAUUUCAAAGUCACUGUGAGGAUUCAGCUUUAUGUAUAGAGUUUAUCAUAUUCCACAUACUGUUAAGCUAUUCUCAUAUACUACGUAUUAGUUUUACAAUUUCUAGCCAUUAGAAAUGAGUCUCAGCUUAUUCUCGACCAGUGUUAUGUGUCUGCCUAGUUAACUUAUUAAUUUGGAUUGUUACUCUUAUCAGUCAGUUUCCUUAGAUAUUUCAUAUUGAGGUGUUUGGAUCUGAUUCUUAAAAGAAAAAUGGUGCUAAAUAGGACCAAGAUAUACUUAAUAUACC